AUGUGUGACUACAGAACCAUGUGUGACUACAGCACCAUGUGUGACUACAGAACCAUGUGUGACUACAGAACCAUGUGUGACUACAGCACCAUGUGUGACUACAGCACCAUGCGUGACUACAGAACCAUGCGUGACUACAGAACCAUGUGUGACUACAGCACCAUGUGUGACUACAGAACCAUGUGUGACUACAGAACCAUGUGUGACUACAGAACCAUGUGUGACUACAGAACCAUGUGUGACUACAGAACCAUGUGUGACUACAGCACCAUGUGUGACUACAACACCAUGUGUGACUACAGAACCAUGUGUGACUACAGAACCAUGUGUGACUACAACACCAUGUGUGACUACAGAACCAUGUGUGACUACAGCACCAUGUGUGACUACAGAACCAUGUGUGACUACAGCACCAUGUGUGACUACAGCACCAUGUGUGACUACAGAACCAUGUGUGACUACAGCACCAUGUGUGACUACGAACCAUGUGUGACUACAGAACCAUGUGUGACUACAGCACCAUGUGUGACUACAGAACCAUGUGUGACUACAGCACCAUGUGUGACUACAGAACCAUGUGUGACUACAGAACCAUGUGUGACUACAGCACCAUGUGUGACUACGAACCAUGUGUGA
Molecule: messenger RNA, 636 nt
Organism: Knipowitschia caucasica
Lineage: Eukaryota; Metazoa; Chordata; Actinopteri; Gobiiformes; Gobiidae
Source: the annotation of a GenBank genome assembly